Messenger RNA from Ictalurus punctatus (channel catfish), 2959 nucleotides. It is a transcript of the gene anos1b, whose product is annotated as anosmin 1b. Gene Ontology annotation, molecular function: peptidase inhibitor activity; protein binding. The record is from RefSeq and is a predicted model, not a curated record. Gene Ontology annotation, biological process: neuron differentiation. NCBI's taxonomy places the organism in Eukaryota, Metazoa, Chordata, Actinopteri, Siluriformes, Ictaluridae. Gene Ontology annotation, cellular component: extracellular region; cell surface. Bases 123 to 2051 code for a protein of 642 amino acids. The transcript has 14 exons.
GCGACUGUGCACUUCAGUUCUGACGGCGCGCGCACAGCACACUCUCCGAGCGCGUCAAUUUUAGGUGGGAUUUACGCCGAUAAAAAUCUACUCGAGACGUCCGACGUGCCUGUGACACUGGAAUGAAGAGUGACAGCAGGACCAUGUUUGUCUCCGGGGUUUUGCCGAUCUUGCUGUGCUGCGUUGUGAAGUUGAGCGUCGCGCGCAGGAACGGUGCUGAAGACGGAGAGACUGUGGAGAAGAUUAACAGCGCGCGCUGCACCUCGCGCUGCCUCACGCUGCACAUCACUCAGCUCACUUCCGCCUUCAGACGCCUUCAGAGUGAUGAGGUUCUGGGCUGGUGCGAAAACCAUAGGAGAUGUGCUCAGUGCCUACAGCCAUGCAAGGAAUUAUGGGAAACCAAAAGAGUUCUUUCUCACAAGUUUUGCGAGAAGCACCAUGAGUGUGUGACCAGUGCUGAGUUCUUGCAGUCACUGCAGACACAGAAGCAGGGCGAUUGUCCUUCUCCUCAAAGGGCAUCAGGCUUCGCAGCCGCCUGCGUGGAGAGCUGCAAUGCCGACCGCGAGUGCUCUGGCUCUAAAAAGUGCUGUUCCAAUGGCUGUGGCCACACCUGCCAAGCACCAACCAACCUUUAUAAAGGCGUCCCUCUGAAGCCAAGGAAAGACAUGGCCUUUUUAGAGGACCCGCAUGGACAGCUGGAGGUGACAUGGAUGUCUAAGUUCAAUGUGUCUAUUGAGCCAGUGCUGUAUAUUCUGCAGAGGAGAUGGAACCAUGGCAUUCAUCCCAGCGAAGAUGACGCCUCACCCUGGCACACCGUUAUGAUGACCAUGGAAGAACGGGCCUUGCUGAAGGACGUCCGGCCCCACAGGUGGUACCAGUUUCGGGUGAGUGCAGUGAACAGCCAGGGCACACGCGGCUUCACCACUCCCAGCAAGCACUUCUUCUCAGCACGAGACCCGUUUCCCCCAGAGAGGCCGCAGAACAUCAGCGCCGAGAAUCAGACUGUGAGCGCUGAUGGUAGGGUGAGCGUGCUGCUUCGCUGGGACCCCCCCAGAGAGGGAGACCUGCAGCUCCACCAUUACAAAGUGACCUGGAGCGGCCCGAGUGGAAAGGAAAGCAGCAGGGUCGCAGACGGGAUGCUGACGGAGAUGGAGCUGGGAGGACUCCAGCCAGACACUCAAUACAUAGUGAACAUUCAGGCAGUUGCUUUCUGGGGACAGAAGCGUUUGAAGAGUAACCGUGCACAGCUCUCUUUCAAAACUGCCGCUUCCACCGGCUCCUCGCCAACAUCACGGGACUUUUCCAACGAGCUGCCCAUCUCCCGCUCAUCUCCCAGAGUCCUCCGACUCGAGGCCGCGGCUCCCCACUACCACAACAACCAGCUGCAGGUGAAGGUAUUUUGGAAGAGUCGACUCCCAGAAAACCAGAGGGGAUCCACUUCAUACUUUUUAAGCUGGUUUCCAGAGGUAUGUGCUAAUAACGUGACCAAGAAGGAGAAAACGGCUACUGUACAGGGCACGCAUUAUGUCAUCACAGACCUUCUCUUUGCCUGUAAGUACAAAGUAACUGUGAUACCACUCUCUGAGCAUGAAGAGAAGGCCGGGGCCGUGACCUCUGUCACUACCCCACAGUGCUCGACGCUUAAAGGCCGUGGGAAGAAGCUACUGUCCUGUGCCCACGAUGAGCGCCAUCUGCAGGCCAAGAAGGCGCUGCAGCGCCCCGAGAAGCUGUUAGCGGAGUUUCAGACGGUGAACGGCACCCUGGAAGGUCUGUUCAGCUGGCAGGUGUCUGAGAUCACACCCGGCCAGACACCCAUCACAGGAUUUCAGUUCUCCUGGGUCAAAGUCUCCAGCAGCCGUGUGAACAAGUCUCCAGACUCACUCAUCUCUCAAACGCUAAAUCUGGCAGCUGAUCAGCGUUCCGUCAGGGUGGAGCAGCUCCAGCCAAAGUGUGCGUACAAGGUGCAAGUGCAGGCGCUGUCUGAAGCAGGCAGUGGGCCCUCAGUGGCCAAAAUGCUAAACACUCCACAGCUUAAUGGCACACUGCUAUGAGUCUGUACAGUUCUGAAGUAUCAUCAUAAACAUCUGAUCUCUCCAGUUCCCUUCAGAAAAGUGUGCUUCUUCAACCGGUAUGCUUGGAGCCAUGGUUAUGUUGCAUGAUGCCAACAUUUCAAUUCUAAGUUUUUUUAAAAAAUGUUUCAGUAACAGUAAAAAAUGUUUUGUAAGUUAAAUGUUCAGAGAGAUUUGAAGCCUAUAUUAUUUAAGUGUACUUUAUCAUGUAAAAAUGUGUAGCACUGAUGUAUGUAGUGUGUAGUGAGAGAUGUGUACUGCUUUUUUUUUUUGUUAUCUUGCUAGUUCAUGUAUUAAUUUUGUUUCAUGUUUAAUACUAAUACCUUUCUGUUUCUGAAUCCGAAACAUUUUUGUGCUGUGCAACUAGAGUGCUAAAUUAUUUUUCAACAUUUUUAUCAUCCGCUUACAGUCUAAUGUAAUCUUGAACUAUUUAUUGUGAUGUGCUAAAAAAAAAGAAAAAGAAAAAAGGAAGUUGUCCAUGAUUCUGACAUCUGUGCUUAUAUUUAGCUAAAAAUUUCUUUCAUUACAUAUGUCCCACACCAGGUAUCAAAUAGUUUUAAAAAAUUACACAACACCUGGUUGAAGUUAUGAUUAUAAAAUUGAAGGCUUUGUUUGAAUUACAGUAAAAUGAACCCAUAUCAGGUUUAUGGUUAUUACACAAAUUAAUAAUGCCUUACUUCAACAGUGCCAAAAAAAAAGUGUUAUAAACAGUAAUGUACAGCAAUGGUAUAAUGCCACAUGAACACUUGCAUCAGUGUGGCAUAUACCAUUUGUAAUGAAAUCAUUUUAUUCAUUUUGUUCAGACAUUGUUUCCAUUGUACAAAAAUGUUAUGCUUUCUGUAAAUAUUGCACUUGUGUUGUUACAAAUAAACAUUUAAGUAAAUUCAUAA